Molecule: messenger RNA, 720 nt
Organism: Necator americanus (New World hookworm)
Lineage: Eukaryota; Metazoa; Nematoda; Chromadorea; Rhabditida; Ancylostomatidae
Exons: 1
Coding region: 1-720 (239 amino acids)
Source: RefSeq, a predicted model, not a curated record
AUGAGCAGAAGAGCGUUACCCCCAACACCAUUUUCGCGCAGCUUCUACAAAAAACCCGAACCAGCUCGCGAAACAGAUACAAAAUUUAGGAAAAACAAAUUUCUACUCUCUGGGGUGUUGUCCGCUUAUAACCAUCAUAGACGACUCACCCUUAGCAAUCUCACGCGCGAGCAAUGGCAGGGUUUCACGGAAAUCCGCGAAAUGACUACAAGAGGGAACAUACGCCUUUCAGUAAGCGAUAAGGGUGGGGAAUUCGUAGUCAUGUCACAGGCUCUUGAUCGGCAACUAACAAGUCUUCACUUGCAAGCUAAAACGAUCUAUCGCCGCGUAACAGAGAAAGAAUUCCUUGUGCAGUGCAAACGCUUAAAUCAUGUAUGGAUGUCUAUGGGAAAAUUUGCUGGUCUUGACGAACGAUUUGUAAGCCGCCUAAAGCUUGACAAACCGACCUGCCCUGUGUUCUAUAGCCUCAUCAAAACGCAUAAGCUGAAACCCGAUGAGAUCAACUCAACAUCAGCGGCAACAUUCAAAAUCCGACCAAUAAUAAGUUGUGUGGGAGGACCAACAGAUCGAAUUUCGUGGUUCCUUAAUAGAAUCGUGAGACAAAUUCUGCCUAAAAUACCAUCUCAUUUGUCGAACACGCACCAUUUCCUUGAGCGAUUACGCAAUGCGAGAGUUGAGGGCAACUGCGUAAUAGAGUCCUUUGAUGUAACCUCACUCUAA